This is a messenger RNA of Nicrophorus vespilloides, 1941 nucleotides long. Its product is annotated as CDK5RAP1-like protein. The coding region runs from base 63 to 1820 and encodes 585 amino acids. Gene Ontology annotation, biological process: negative regulation of cyclin-dependent protein serine/threonine kinase activity; tRNA modification. Gene Ontology annotation, molecular function: tRNA-2-methylthio-N(6)-dimethylallyladenosine(37) synthase activity; 4 iron, 4 sulfur cluster binding. The record is from RefSeq and is a predicted model, not a curated record. The transcript has 4 exons. Lineage: Eukaryota; Metazoa; Arthropoda; Insecta; Coleoptera; Silphidae. Gene Ontology annotation, cellular component: mitochondrion; cytosol.
AAGUGUAUUUAAUAAGACUGGAUGAGAUAUAAAUAAUGUUUGUAUGAAAAGUGGAUAUUAAAAUGCGUUCCAUUUCGUGUAGAAUAUUGAAAAACAAUUUGCUGAAGUGUGGAAACUAUAAGCAGCUAUGCUACAGAAAUGUUUCAGUUACAAGUUUUGCCUGUGAAAAGGCCAAAAGAAAUUUACUAGGUGGUCCAAACUUAAAAGAUUUCUUCAAGAAUGAGAACUUGGCAAUGCAGGAAAAUAUACCAGAGGAAGAGGUUAUACCUUAUUUGAAGGAUGUAAAGAAGUUUGGAGGCAGAAGGAAAGUGUACUUUGAUGUUUACGGGUGCCAGAUGAAUGUAAAUGAUACUGAGAUCAUAUGGUCAAUACUAAAAUCCAACAAUUUUUUAAAAACAGAUGACCUGAAUGAUGCAGAUGUGGUAUUAAUAAUAACCUGUGCAAUUAGAGAAGGUGCUGAGACAAAGAUUUGGAAUCGGCUGGAAUAUUUGAAAGGUAUUCGCAAUCAGAAGUUGAAAAAAAGCAAAAAUGCAACACCUAUGAAAAUUGGAAUCUUGGGUUGCAUGGCUGAGAGAUUGAAGCACAAAGUGUUGGAAAUUGAUCAGAGUGUGGAUUUGGUGGCUGGACCUGAUAGUUAUAAGGAUCUACCAAGACUCUUAGCCUUGACUCAAAACAAUCAGACUGCUGUUAAUGUUCUGCUUUCUCUGGAUGAGACUUAUGCUGAUAUAAUGCCAGUCAGGCUUAAUGAGAACAGUAUAUCUGCCUUUGUGUCCAUAAUGAGGGGCUGUGAUAACAUGUGCACUUAUUGCAUAGUGCCUUUUACCAGGGGACGUGAAAGAUCGAGGCCCAUCAGUUCGAUUUUAGAUGAGAUUAAACAAUUACGGGAUCAAGGCGUAAAGGAGAUUACGCUUCUCGGGCAAAACGUGAACAGCUAUAGGGAUUUGUCGGAGUCCACCGUGAAGACAAGCACGAACUUAGUUAAGGGUUUCAAGACUGUCUAUAAGACCAAAGUCGGUGGUAUGAGGUUCGCCGAUCUGCUGCAUCGAGUAGCUGAGGUUGACCCGGAAAUAAGGAUCAGAUUCACGAGUCCGCAUCCCAAGGACUUUCCAGAUGAAGUCCUGCAAGUGAUUCAAUCGUACCCAAAUAUGUGUAAGAAUCUCCAUUUACCCGCGCAAAGUGGAAACUCGAACGUGCUGGAAAGAAUGAGAAGAGGAUACACCAGAGAAGCUUACCUUGAACUUGUUGAUCAUGUGAGGAGGUUGCUGCCUAAUGUGGCCAUAAGUUCGGACUUCAUAUGCGGUUUCUGCGGCGAAACGGACGAGGAGUUCGAAGAUACUCUCAGCCUCAUCGAGAGGGUUGGAUACAACACUGCCUAUUUGUUUCCAUAUAGUAUGCGGGAGAAGACGACGGCGCAUCGAAGGUACAAGGACGAUGUACCGCAGGAGGUUAAGCAAAAGAGGUUGGACAGGAUGGUCGAACUGUAUCGGCUGCACGCAGAUCGAUUGAAUAGACAGCAGAUCGGUAAUUUGCAGUUGGUGUUGAUUGAAGGACUUAGUAAGAGGUCGAGUGCCUUUUUGGCCGGUCGAAACGAGGCCAACAUCAAAGUCAUAAUACCUGGAGAAGAUGAAUUGAGCUGGAAGACAGGCACGGAACAGCGUAGCAUCAGACAAGGAGAUUACGUUGCGGUGCAAAUUAACUCUGCCAAUUCGCAAGUGCUCAAGGGGAUUCCCCUGUAUUUAACCACAUUAUCUGACUUUUAUAGGGACAAAUAUUUGUACCGGGAUAAGAUCGAUAAUCUUAAGUACAGUAGCAUAUUGUAAAAAGUCAAAAUAUGUAUAUAUUUUUAUUUGUUGAAUUUCAAAUUAUAUAAAAAAAUCUUUUAAGUUAAUUGUUUAUUUAGUACUAUAUAGUACCCACUACACUCCAUUCAUAUUAAGUCUA